This is a messenger RNA of Saccostrea echinata, 9617 nucleotides long. Its product is annotated as reelin-like. Gene Ontology annotation, biological process: neuron migration; central nervous system development. Gene Ontology annotation, molecular function: lipoprotein particle receptor binding. The transcript has 51 exons. The record is from RefSeq and is a predicted model, not a curated record. The coding region runs from base 126 to 9251 and encodes 3041 amino acids. NCBI's taxonomy places the organism in Eukaryota, Metazoa, Mollusca, Bivalvia, Ostreida, Ostreidae.
CAUCAACAACAAAAAGACCUCGCACAAUACGAUGGGAUAUUUCUGACGAAGGACAGCCAGACUUUAGUAGUUGUUGGGGAAUUGACAAUGUGUUGCUUGUCAAUAUAGCGAAUAAACCCAGUCGUAUGGAAGAGAAUUUUGAUCCAAUUGAUCCCAGCAACUGGCUUUUCUUUCCUGGAGGGAAUAUCAGACAAAAGUGUCGAUCUGAGGAAAAUACUUUGUUCUUCAAUAUUGAAAAUCAAACAGUUAAUUAUGCUGUAACACGUGAUUUCGACUUAUCAGUUUCUGACGUCACACCGGAUCUAAUGCUUGAGGAGCAGUUUGAAUCAAAGAACCAACCAGGCUGGAUAAUUCGAGGAGGCCGGGUUGACGUUAUCUGUGGUGUUCUUUAUAAUGCUAACUCAAUGGUGUUUGAUGGGGCGGGAGAACGGUGGGCCUGUACUCCGUAUCUUGAUACUAGAUUGGCAGGAAAUCUUAGGUUCUACUUUGGUUUCGGUAGUGGUCGUUGCCAAGCCUUGGAUUCUCCUGAUACAAACGUCGAGGUUUACAUUGAGGACAAGCAUGGGCACAAACCGGUGAUACGAAAUCUCGCAAGUAGAGAUUUUAUGGAACCUAGAUUAAUAUCAGUGCCUAUAAAUGGCCACCAAAGACAGUCUAAGGCGCGGAUUUGCUGGGCACAGGCGCACCAUCGCGGUGUGGAUCUCGACGUUUGGGCAAUUGAUGGAGUACAGGUUUUGCCACAUUUCCCCCGAAGAUCCGAUGUGAAUAAAAUGGUACAGUUCGAUCUUAACUUGAACUGCGGGAAAAAUGCAACCAGAAAUGUUGUUAGUUUAGAAGCCUCUACAAAUUUUGGGAAAUCAUGGUUCAAAGUUCAUGAACCAUGUCUCCAUUACAAAUGUGGUGGGAAACAUCAACCAGUGUCAUCGGAGUAUGAGAGCGAGGACUUUUUAAGCUGGAAGAGGGUGACUUCGCCUCUUCCCUUUGCUGUUCUAGUACCUCAUGUCAGAUUUCGGUGGAAUGGAGAACAUCAAGUUACACCUAAUUGGGCUUUAGACAACGUAUUUAUCGGAGACUGUGAAAACGGAUGUCAUGGAAAUGGGCGCUGUACCAGAACAGGAUGUAGAUGUGACUUUGGUUACACUGGUAUAACUUGUGAGAUUCCAGUAGUACCACAUUUAGUGACCAUGAUGGAACAGUUCGUAGAUGGGUCGACCUUGACCUCCAGUAACGCCCUUCAUUUUAAUGGUGCGUCUCUCAGCUACAGGUGUGGAGUGUUGUCUUACGGAAAAUCACUGGUGUUUGACAAGGAUGGACCCCGUAGACUAGUAACAGCAGAUUUUAACACGACAAAUAACCGGUACAUCCAGUUCUUUAUAAGAAUAGGAAGCCAUUCCAUGACAUCAAAAUGUCCUCCACCAACACAUGAAAGGGAAUCUGUUAUUUUAGAUUUCUCAUGUAAUGGAGGAUUAACAUGGGAUUUGAUCAAAAUUUUUGAUGACAUCCGGGAACCACAGUCUGAAAUUGUUAUGUUGCCUGACGAAGCAAGAAGUCCUGCAUGCAGAUUUAGAUGGUGGCAGCCUGUGCACUCCGGGAGCGGAAAAGAUUUGUGGGCUAUUGAUGGCAUAAGUAUUAACAACCACCUGUUUAACACUAUCAGUCUAGACAUGGAGGAUUUUAAAAACAAUUCCCGCCAGCUGAUAACCAACCUUGGUACAUUGUCUCAAAGCUAUUGCGGAAGCAGAACCAGUAUGAGUUUCAUUGAACCUGAUCAGACGGGAGAAAUGCGGUACAUGGAGACCAUGCCUGUACAUGUUGGGCCUACUUACGUCAUAGAGUUUGACCUCGUUAUGGCAUGCCGAAACAUGUUUUCCAUGGAUCGUGACAAUUUACUGUAUUUGGAGUACUCCAAUGAUCAUGGUUUAAGCUGGCGAUUGAUUGAAGAACCUUGUAUUCCGCCCACAACGUGUCAAUCAUACGCUGAGGGUACAGUGUACCACCCAUCCAAAUAUCAGACGUGGCGUCGGGUCACAGUGCCGAUGCCUCCCACAACAUGGGGGCAUGUUGUAACCAUGAGAUUGCGUCAGUCCGACUGGGGUCCAUUGGACACGUGGGCAGUCUCCAGAAUAUAUGUUGGUCAGCAUUGUCCUCAACACUGUAGCGGUCAUGGGAGGUGUGAAGAAGGCGUAUGUAGUUGCGAUUCAGGAUACUCUGGGUCCAAAUGCAAGCCUAGGAGAAGAAUUGAUGAAACAAUGCAAGCCGACUUUGGAAUUCGUUAUGAACCCGAGUCAGAUUUCAUAGACAUCUUAGGUGGGGAAGUUAUUGGGGGUGAUAAAGGCUGCGGAACCUUACUGUCCGGGGAAACACUCUAUUUUUCUGGUAAUGGCGUAAGGGAAGCACAGACAAAGGACCUGAACACGGAAAAUGAAGAUUAUAUAGAGUUUUAUCUGAGGAUAGGAGGUGGAUUGCCAGACUGUAACGGGGGAGAAACCUCAGAGGAGGGUGUAGUUCUCCAGUACUCUACUGACGGAGGAACCACUUGGAAACUACUCCAGGAAAUGACUACAGAAAAGUUCAGAAAAGCAAAAUUUGUACAUGCAGUGUUACCUGAAGACGCCCGCUCUCCACUGACCCGGUUUAGAUGGUGGCAGCCCUCCCAUUCCGGUGGAGGAGCAGAUCAGUGGGCCUUGGACGAGAUACGUGUGGGGCACUAUGAGAACCGGAGGAUAAUUGAAGAUAAUUUUAACAUGCAGUUGAAUGCAAUAGAUAAAGGUGUUUGGUCCACUAUAACUGAAGGUAUUCUGGGUAAAUAUUGCCAAAAUCGGAAUAGGGCUCUGAUUUUGGCUAACCAGCAGAAUGACAAAUUCGUCAUCACUAAGGAUCUGGACCUAGAAGCUGGUGACAUUAUACAGUUUAGGAUCAACGUUGGUUGUAGUAACCAGUUCCGUUGGGACCACACAGUUAUGUUGGACUACAGCCAUGAUGGCGGUCAAACAUGGCGGUUAUUAGAGGACCCUUGCUACCAGGAAAAUGAUUGUGACGGAAGGUACACGGAGGGAACUAUGUACUACUCUGGUCCACAUGGUUACUGGCAAACCGUGAUUAUACCCGUCACACAGGAGUUAGCCAUGCACCCAGUAAUGUUGAGAUGGUGGCAGCAGGGCGGAUAUCCAUUUAACUUUGCUCUUGAUGAUGUUUACGUGGGACCACCUUGUAAGAAGAACUGUCACAGAAAUGGUGUCUGCGAACAAAGUGGCUGUGUAUGCGAUGAUGGUUUUAAAGGUCAAGAUUGUAGCUUUGAAGGGAAAAGCCCGUACGGUAUGUCUGAUUGGUUUGAUAAUCAUCAUAAGCCUUCAGACAUUUGGAAGAGAAUUAUAGGAGGAAAGUUGGGUAUAGGAUGUGGUGUGGUGGAUUAUGGGAAUUCCUUGCACUUUAGUGGUGAUGGAACAAGGGAAGCUGUCACAGUACCAUUGAAUACAACAUAUCUUCGGAUGCUUCAAUUCGUAGUAAAAAUUGGCGGGAACGGCCAUGCUUUGUCUUGCAUUUUCCCUGUUGGCAGAAAUGAGGGCGUGAUUGUUGAUUAUUCCACCGAUAACGAGGUUACAUGGCAUGUUCUUAAAAUAGUUGAGCCAAGGGUUCAUAAUUAUACCACGGAGAGAGUUACCAUGGAGUUACCACAGGAUGCCAAGACAGAAAGAACUAUAUUCAGAUGGUGGCAACCUCUUGGCUAUGGAGGAGUGCCCCGAGCAGAAUGGGGAUUAGAUAGUGUGAUUAUUGGAGUGAAUGAGACGAACAAGGAGACGUUUCAAGAUGACUUUGCUAUGAUGGUUCCCAAUCCAGAGAACUGGCUGCUGACCGAGAGCGCUGUUCCAAGGAUUACCUGUAACUCUAGAGGAAACGCUCUGGAGUUCAGUAGGGAUAAGGACUUAAGAUUUGCCGAAACGAUGGAUUUUCGAAUCACUCCGUCCACUUUUCUUCAGUUUGAUAUCGCCAUGGCUUGUGAUUCUUUAUAUGGUACUCUUUAUGGAGUAAUGCUUGAAUACUCGGUGGAUAUGGGUCAAACAUGGCACCCCGUUGUUCAUCAAUGUGCCCCACCCAAUUUCCAAUGUAGUGGAUACCAUCUUAGCAGUGAAUAUAUGUCAGACCAACAUAAAAACUGGACAAGGGUUACGUUGUACAUGCCACCUGGCGCUGUAUCUCCAGCAACUAGACUAAGAUGGAAGCAACAAAAUAAAACACCACGUGGAAAUGUUUGGGCGCUUGACAAUGUUUAUCUUGGCAACGGUUGCCCGUGGCUGUGUUCUGGUCAUGGUUACUGUCGACAAGGGACUUGCAUCUGUGACCAAGGUUUCGGUGGUCCUCACUGCGACCCAUUACAACCACUUCCGAUGAUGCUCCGUGAUGGUUUUGAUGGAGAUGUAAUAAACAACCGCAAGUGGAAGGAGGUGUACGGUGGAGAACAGUCAUCGAUGUGUGGAGUAAUCGUCAGUGGGAAUUCCAUGUUGUUCCACAAGAAUCACCUUCGGAUGGUCGUAAGUGACGAUAUUGAUACUAGUAUGCUGACAGGCGCUGAAUUCUACUUCAAGUACGGAUGUACUGACCGAGAGACAGACUGGCCGAGGUCUGAGAGUGUUCUUUUCCAGUACUCAAGAAAUGGUGGAAUAGUCUGGAAUCUUCUUAAGGAGAUCCAUUACUCAGAUACCAGCAAGGUUAGGUUUUUUAGUAUAAAUUUGCCAGAUGAUGCUAAAUCAGCAGCCACUAGAUUCCGUUUCUGGCAACCUGAAAAUCAAGGGGAUAUGAAGUCAACAUGGUCAAUAGACAACUUCUACAUUGGAAAGAUGCCCGUCAGUCCAAGCUCUAUGUCUGACGACUUUGAAUGGACGACCUUGUCAGAUUCCUGGCUCUUUAUCAAUGAUGGCAAAGUUGGAGGUUACUGCGAACACAAUACAAGACAGGAUACCACGGGCUCUGGGCGCUCAGCAUUGGUCUUCAAUCUUAAUGGAGGUCACGGGGAGCGAUACGUGGAGACUAAAGACCUAAAUGUCGGCCCAAUGUCUGUUCUUCAAUUUAAUAUUAACGUCGGAUGUGAGUCUGAAUCAACUCAUGAUCAUCCAGUUCGAGUAGAAUACUCUCCUAAUGGUGGUAAAACCUGGCAUUCGUUGGUCCCCAACUGUGCCUUGACCUCCUCUGCUUGGUGUUUCGAUGUGGAGACCCCUGCCACUAUUUUCUAUGGUGGAACCUCUAGAUACUGGAGAAGAGUUAUAGUUCCAUUGGAUAAUGUUUACAUUUGUGGAUCUUUGAGAUUUAGAUGGUAUCAAGGUUUUGUUGCUGAUGAUCAGUACGCACCAGAAUGGGCAAUCGACAACGUAUUUAUAGGCAUGGCUUGCAUGGAAUAUUGCCUAGGUCACGGAUCAUGCUCAGAUACUAUGAUGUGUUCAUGUGACCAAAAUUACCAAGAUGAAAGUUGCACUCCUGCCAUUCGGCAUCCAACACAUCUUUCUGAAGAUUUUGAACAAAGUGACAGGGAGAAAGACUUGAACGAAACAAAAUGGUGGAUUCAGAGUGGGGGUGAAAUCUCACGUGAGUGUGGGGAGUUGAUAUCAGGAGAGGCGUUGCAUUUCAAGGAUAAGGGGGAGAGAACUCUCGUUACUGCAGAUCUGGACUUAAGUAAAGUAAGCAUUAUUCAAUUCUUCAUUCAACUUGGGUGUGAGAGUAAACCACCUGACACCUCAUCCUUUCCAGUUUAUCUACAGUACAGUACAAAUGCAGGUGUUAAUUGGAAAUCUAUUGAACAGUUUGAUUUCAAUAAAAAUAGUAACAGACCUAAAUAUAUAGCUCUUCAUCUACCUCCCGAGGCACGGACCAACUCCACGAGAGUAAGAUGGUGGCAGCCUUCUGUGAAUGGUACUUUUCCAGAGGAGUGGGCGAUCGAUCAGAUAUUCAUUGGUGGUGAUAUGGAUGGCAUUACACCCUUAGGAGACGGCAUUCAUUUGCCAAAAGAAACAAGCUGGUUGGUUUAUCCUGGAGCCGCCAUUGAAGAAGUGUGUGGCUCAUCACAGAAGGCAAUCCAUUUCAAUGGCGAUACAGGGAUAAGGUAUGCCAUGUCUAGUGACGUCAUUGUUGAUGGAACAUCGUUUUUACAAUUUGAAGUUGCAAUGGGAUGCAUUCCAAAUCAAGAAUGCUUUAACAUUGGAAUAGAGUUUUCUCGAGACUUUGGUAACACGUGGGAACUGCUUGAGCCACCCUGUUUGCCGUCGGAUGUCGACUGUGGUCGAUUUAAUCCAGGUAGCACCCUCGUGUCUGAUGUUAAUACAGGAUGGCACCGUGUUACAUUACCACUUCCGUACUAUUCUAGGGGUAAAGCCAUACGAUUCAGAUGGAUACAACCACCUGGAUAUGGGAAGAAACAGAAUUGGGCAGUAUCACAUUUAUAUAUAGGCAAAGGCUGUCCCCUUAUGUGCAAUGGUCAUGGGAAGUGUUCAGAAACGGGUUGCAUUUGUGAUGAUGGUUGGCAUGGGUUGAACUGUAGUGAGCCUUUGUUCCGACUUCCAACCUUUCUGUUCGACUCUUUUGACCCUGAUGUGAACGAAUCCCAAUGGAUUAAAAUUGUUGGGGCUCAAACCGUUCCUCCGUGUAAAGUUAUGGCUGCUGGCAAUGCCUUGCACUUUUCUGGACGUUGUAGUCGUGUUUUAGUCUCACGAGACCUUGAUCUGAGGCACGCGUUGUUUGUUCAGUUCCUGUUCCUGUUUGGAUGCACUGCCGGUCCCAUGACACGUAACCAAGGCGUGCUAUUGGAUUACUCCGCGGAUGGCGGAAUAACAUGGAUGCCGAUCACUGAGCUUUAUUAUACACUGUACAGGACACCAAAAUAUCUAAGCGUUAAAAUACCAGACAAAGCAAAAAGUAAUGGAGUCAGACUCCGUUGGUGGCAGCCCAAACAUGGAGGAUUUCCAGUCGGUGACUGGUCUAUAGACAAUAUCAGAAUAGGAGGAGAAGAUAUCAACCCAGAAGAUUUUACAUCAGAUUUCGGAGGAACAUUCAAUUACAAAGACUGGAUGAGUGAUGAUAAUAUGGCAUCCAAUUCAAUUUAUUGUAAUGAACCUAACGUUGCGCAGGGUACAACUCAAACAAAAGAGAAUUCAGUAUUAGAGACGAGAGAAAUAAGCAUUAAGAAUGAAUACCUCAUCCAGUUUGAACUAAAUGUGGGCUGUGAACAAAAGGUUAAUCAAUCGAGCCCACCAGUGCACCUUGAGUAUUCUACAGACCACGGAGUCACGUGGUCUCAUCUCUUUCCACAGUGUCUACCCAAGGAUCCACAAUGUAACAGUGGACCUCAGAUGGGAAGUGUUUAUCAUAGUGAGCCCAUGGGAAUGUGGAGAAGAUAUUCAUAUAUUUUGAAAGGUCUACCUGUUUCAAACUCAACAAGAUUCAGGUGGAUCCAAAACGCAGACGGCAAUUACGGACCUUCCCAUCACUGGGGAAUACGUAAUGUUUACAUUGGUGAGGGAUGUGAUGAUUACUGUAACGGACAUGGACGUUGUCAGUACCCGUUCUGUACCUGUGAUACUGGUUAUUCGGGAUCAAAUUGCAAAUAUGAUAGAAUUGAUAACCCUACAUACUUAAAGGCCAAUUUUGAAGACAGUAUAUUUGAUAAAUCAAAGUGGUCGUUGGUUGAGGGAGGAGAAAUAGGAAAACCCUGUGAAAAUCUUGUAGAAGGAUCAGCAGCAGUCUUCAAAGGGCCCAACUACAGGCAACUAGUCACCAUCGAUCUGGACCUUAGAAACACAAGAUUUGUACAGUUUGUUGCAUCAAUAGGAGGGAUAGACGUUGAUCUUACCUGCUUCUCUCCCCAAUCUCAUGAACAGAGUGUCAUUCUACAGUAUAGCAACAAUGGUGGAUUGACAUGGGAAGAUCUGCAUGUAAUGGAUUACACCACAUACAAACGUCCCAAGCAGGAAUACAUUAUAUUACCACAGCCUGCUAGAACAAAGAAUACGAGACUGAGAUGGUGGCAACCGCUAAACAGACAAUGGGAACAAACAGGACCACAAUGGGCUAUUGACAACAUCCUUAUAGGCGGAAAAGAAAUCAAUCCUAGCCUUAUGCAGGUUUCAUUUGAUGAGGCAAUACAAAGUGAUGCCCCUUGGGAAUUUAAUUUGUUUGGAGAAAUUAAAGACAACAUGUGUACAAAAGGUGACAGUUCGAUCGUGUGGGAGGAAGGUAAAGGAAAUAGAAGUUUCACAACCAGUCAACUUAUUGUUCAAGAGGGGUUUAUGCUCCAAUUCAAGAUUUCAGUAGGAUGUGAUGACAUAUAUGAUUCGUGCGAUAAUUAUGCUCCAUUACGUUUGAAAUACAACAAGGAUCCAAGAAGUGACCACUGGGACCUGGUGCGUCCACUCUGUCUGCCAGACCAUGCUCAAUUGUCAGAAUGUCAGCCCCGACACUAUCACUCGGCUUCUAUCUAUACUCACGAUACAUAUCAUUCAUGGACACUUGUUACCAUUCCUCUGACUGAGAAAACAUUUUCCAGUUAUACUCGCUUCCGAUGGAUACAGGAUGCCAGCUCUUUAAUCGGAACGUCUUGGGCACUUGAUGAUAUCUAUGUAGGAGAGACAUGUCCAGAUUUGUGUCAUUCCAGGGGAACUUGUGUGAAUGGAAAAUGUUUCUGUGAAAGGGGAUACUUUGGAAAAUCUUGUCUUCCUCGUCCAGGCAGUUUGAUAAACACAAUGUAUGACUCCUUUGAAGGAGGCAUUUUCUCAUUUUAUUGGGAAUCCAUUACUGGAGGUGGGAUAGGUUUUGGCUGUGGGGCCCUACGUCCAUUUGCUCAUGGCAAAACAUUAUAUUUUAACGGAUGUGGACAUCGAGAGGCAAAAACAGUAGAGAUGGAUCUGAGAAAAGCUAGAAAAAUAAUGUUCGUUCUUCAAAUCGGAUGUCCAGCUCAGACAGAAACCUGUAAUAUCCAAUCUGGAAGGAAUGGAUCAUACAGUGGCGUUUUACUUCAAUACACUCUUAAUAGGGGAGCCGAAUGGAAGUUAUUAUCACGCCAUGACGCUGAAGAAUAUUUAUUGCCAAAAAGAGCAGCCUACGAUAUACCAGAUGACGCUAAAUACGAAGGCGUACAAUUCCGAUGGUGGCAGCCGGUCCAUCGUAACAAAGGUUAUGAUCAGUGGGCCAUCGACAAAGUCGAGGUCAUAAGGGACCAUAGAGUGCACAAUAUGAGAUAUAGUUCCAGACUGAGUGGUGAUACAACAUAACAGAACACUUUAUCUUGUUGUUUAAUUAUUUUAACUGAUAUUCCAGUGAAAAGGGAUUUGUAUAUAUAAUUUAUUUAAGUUUAAUGAACAAUUCAACGAUUUUAGAAAUAUUUGAUUGCAGUACUUUUUCUUUUAUUUAUGGUAUAACAAUAUUACAUGAGUUAUGUUUUUUAAACGAGUUGAAAUAAUUUAUGUAUUUUUUUUCUUUUGUGACUAUCAAUCCAGUGUAAAGGAUGCAGAAAAAAAAUGACAGUAUCCAUUAUGCUUAACAGAGGAACAUGUAAAUUACAUUUCAUAUUCCCAAAGAAACGUGAAUUUGCUCAAUAUGUAUCAAUACAUGUUUAGUGGAUCCACACAUAAUGUAUA